Molecule: messenger RNA, 6711 nt
Organism: Aspergillus tanneri
Lineage: Eukaryota; Fungi; Ascomycota; Eurotiomycetes; Eurotiales; Aspergillaceae
Product: putative myosin class II heavy chain (MHC)
Exons: 2
Coding region: 1-6711 (2236 amino acids)
Cellular component (GO): cytoskeleton
Source: RefSeq, a predicted model, not a curated record
AUGUGUUUCCUGUGUGCUACCUCGUUCGCGUCCAAUUUCGCUAUCGAGUCGCAUCUAGAUCUGUCCGUUUCUUCCGCCAACUCGGCGCAUUCUCCGCCGCCGCAUUCCAAAGACCCCUCUCGCCUGCGUGACGAUUCCUACUUGGCUGCCCCGUUGGCCCCAUCUUCUACAUCUCCAGGAGCGUCGAGUCUUUCGGCCACUGGUUCUCCUAGGCCCACAGGCCUCCCCACUCUGUCGAAAUACCGGGGCGCUUGGGACUCGUCGACAUCGUCUCCGGAGGACCGAAAAGCAGAGAGUAGCGUCUACUAUACUACCGCUUGGGGCUCACCGUAUGCUGCACCCAGUCCUCGACGGCUUUCGUGGUCAUUGAGUCAACACGCCGCGGUUGAUCGUGGUUCAGGCAUCAGCUCCCGGGCGUCGGUGCGCAGUGGUAUUGACCACGGAUCUGAAGCUAAUCACACCGAAUUGUUGAGGCCUCCCGCUCCGGAAAGUUCGAGUACCCAGCUGCACGGUGAUAUACCCGAUCGUUCUCCACGCCGAGAUCUAUUGAGUAGGAAAGAAGGAAAGUCCAUUAAAGACUUCACGCAAGAUUGGAUCAACCAGUAUCUCUCAGGCCAACCAAGGACCGAGCGCAGCAAUUGGCUAAGUGACGACUCCGGCAGUGAGGCUCCCUCGUUCUUCACAGCUCAGAACCAUUUCGCGGACGACUUCUCCGACGAUUGGCUUGGUUUAGAACAGGGUACCCGCGACGAAGACCUCCUAAAGACCCCGACACUCGCCGACUUUGUCAAGAGGAGGACGAUUGCAAGUCACGGUGAAAACGCCAUCGGCCGCCAACGAACCAAAGAUUAUCUACACCGGAGAGCGGAGACCUUAAGGCAAGAGGAUUUUUGGGGAUUCGCCUACGACAAGGAUCUCCAGCCCAUCACCAUGGCAGACACAAAGGAGGGACAACCUCCAACACAGCCGGAGCCGAGCAAGGCGCCCUUUCCGAGUGAGAAGCCGUUACCCCCUCCCCCAGCAGACGCUGUAAAUGAAGACAAUUCUGCAAUGGGACCCUCAGAGAUUCUUGAUCUAAAAAUUGCCAAGGAGAAUGUGGUAGAGGGGAAUAAUACUACUAGUAACCCCGUACAGAGGCUGAGGAAGAAAAUCAUUUGGCGCGGGAAGGCCUGUAUUAUCUCAUUUCCAAUGGAAGAUAAAAGAGGCACCAAAGAAUCUGGAUAUCGUCUAUUGACCACUGACGAUGUUGAACAGAAAUUGAAAUCUUGGGAAGAUCAAGGAUAUAGCAUUCGUGGGUUUAAUGUUGGUGUACCAGACGGUAGUUCUGUUGACGAACUAGGCGGACUUAGUCGCCCUUCUUACCCUGAUACCUCGGAGGUUCAAGAGGAAUGGAAGGCUGGGAACUAUUCCGUCAGUUUUCCAGAUAAACAUGUGUGGGACUCAUAUGUCACGGCCCUCCAGGAAGAAAAGCUACGGGCUUUGGGUGUCUCCCUCGGCGAGGAGGAAUUGCGGCAAUCCGCUUCACCUGCCAUGAGCCAGAUGGCAGCAUUUUCCGGACUAGGCACAUCACCACCGAUCCCGACAGCAUCGGCGGCCAGUAAUCCAUUGUCUGUGCCUCAUCCUUUCUCCCCACAAUUUAACCAGUCCGCGAACGCUGGCAACGGUAUAGGGAGCUUGGGGUCGCCUGUCUCGCAAUUCGGCGUACAAACCCCGUUCUUGGGCCUCGAGCAGAAUAUGCUACCUGGCUACCCUGUCCCGUUCCAGAAUACGCCCCCUGCCCAGGGCUCUCUUACUCCGCAGGGCUUCUUCAAUGCACGUCAUGCAGGUAACUCUACUCUUCCAGGUGCACCUCCAGACUUGGCAUCUGUUUUAUCACCCAUCUCGCCAUUGAAUGGACAAGGCGCCUUCCACCCGGGACUGAAUCAGCAGCCAGGCUCAUCGAGGGACGUGUGCAAUGAUCACAUGGAUCCUAGUGCUCAUGACAAUGCUAUGGGCGAUCAGCUCCGGCAUCCCGUCCGCACUCCUACAGAGAAUCUCGACAAUUUCCAUGCCUCGACGGUUGAAAUUGCUCAGCCUACUCCCCGAGGCCACAGCCGCGGUCAUAACCUGAGUGAAACCCUUCAGAAGGGGCUUGAUCAGAUAGGUCAAUCCGACUAUCAUUUGGAAAAGUCGAUAGAAAGGCAGCUUGAUGAAGGUGAUCACGAAACGGUUCAUAAUUUGGGAGGCUCGGAAUUGCUGCACAACCAAUGGGCUUUGCCUGAGACUGAGAAUCGUGACAUCCAACAUUUGCCUCAACAUGUGCAUCAAUUCUACAGUGGAGGAUACACGGGCAAUGAUAAUGCUCAGGAUGGUUCGGAUAUUGAUACAAACCCUAGUCUCUCUGGAACCCCUCGACGGCAUAAUCCACUUGCCAGUCACAUCCCGUGGCACUCAUCGAAACCAAGUGGUGGGUCGUAUGGUGGAGGACACCGGUCGAAGUUGUCAUCCUCUACCCUAAAUGUUGAUGCAAAGGAGUUUGAUCCAACAGCAUCUACGGCGGGACAGCCCUUCCCAUUCCAGAACAAUUCAUUCCAGUUCCCCAAUGUCGGUAAUGAUAUGUUUACCUUCGGCUCAGGGGCAGGAUUUAAGUCUUCUGUCAACUCCUUCGAAAUUGGGGUUCCUUCUUUUGCCCCGGCUGGAACACAUAGCCAUACUAGCAAUAUUGGAUCCGGCGAAUUUAAUUUCUCGUCUUCGUCCUUUAAUGUCACGGCCCCUGUGUUCAAUCCAGCCUACAGCGUUUACUCCGCGGGAUCUGAACAACCAACCGGAAGCAAAACAAAGAUCUUUGAAGACAUUGACAUUUCUCAAGUUUCAAAACCUGCGAAGAAGUCGAAAGCUAUUCCCAUCAUCCGGCCCGACGAUAACGGACCAGACAGGGGAAGCACAGAUGGAAGAGAAGCAAGUGGAAAACCAGCCGAUCGUCACAAACGUGCGCGACGUGGGGGUGUGACUUCUGACGAAGAAGUUCCAUUCAGCCCGGGUCAUGCUCUCACAGAAUCUAACGCUCAGGCAUCCCAGAUUCCGCAUGCGCCUCACAGAGCUGCCGAGGGCAAGGAGAAUACAGCCCCUUAUAACGAUGUGGUUGAUGGAGUGGAUCCCAUGCCUUCUUUGGCCCAGAAUGGGAAGGAGCGCAAGGAUACACCCGUUAGUGAAGCCUCAACCUGGGCAGCCUCUGGUACCAAGGAAUCUGCAGCUGCAGGCCCUGAGCCACCGAGACCUGAACAAGACCUGCACCCUGCCGGCGAGAAGUUUGACUCAAAGUCGACAAUCGCACAUGAGACAGCCACCCAACCUGACACUGAAGGGAUGGAGCAACACGAACCCGUGAAGAAGACCCCCCAGGCCAGUCUGAAGCGUUCAGUCUUUAGAUCAAAGAAGACUUUCACGUUCAAGCCUUCUGUUGCUGAAUUCAUACCAUUCUCAAUCGAUCCAGCAACUUCUAAGCCUGAACCGCCGAGGGAUGACUUGUCGGUUUCUUGUCAUGCUGUCCCAAGCCCACUCUCAUCCAAGCGGGAAACUGUACCUAAGGCUAUCCACCCGGAGACCGAGUCCGAUGUGAAGAAUGAACCAGCACCGACGCCUAAGCCUGAAUCCGAGUCUGAAUCACCCGAUGAGAAUGAAUUGAACGCCAUUAUGGAACAGCUCAAUGAGGACUCGGACGUCGGUAUCGAAAGAUUUAAUACGCCUCAUCCUACAGACCGUCUCCCAGAUUCGGUAGCAGGGCCGUCGAAAGAAAAACGACAUGUUCCUGCAGAGGUUAGAAGUGACCCCCCAAGCCCCAGCCCAGGACGGGGACCUGUGUCUCACGCGUUAAAUGUUCCCAAGCUUGACUUCGACGCCCAGUCUCAUCUAUCGGCCACUCCUACCAAGGGCUUCGUGUCCGGUGUUCCUUCGCCUAUUCGGCAGUUGAUUAACCAAAAUGACCAAAUCAGCGACUGGGAUGACAUUAUAACCUCUGGCGAAGAGGAGAAGUUGGUACAUAGAAGCCAGUUCUUCGAUCGUCGGAUUAACGACCUUGUCGGGUCUGUUGUCGAUGCACGCCUGUCUCCUCUUGAGCGUGCUUUGACUGCUAUCCAGCAGUCGGUCUCGGGUAUUACUCUGUCGACUCAAAAUAAACUAUUGUGGAGCACUCCUGCCGAGAUCGAAGAAAGCGAUGCCGACGAUGAAGAUGACGAAUACGUGGAAAACAUGUCAUACAGGGCAAGAUCCCCCUUCAACCAGAGGGAUCGAAAGCUUGAUAGGUUGAAAAACGUCAUCUUGGAGGUGCUUGCCAAGCGCGACUCUCAGGAAAUCACAGAGAAACCUGCAAAUUCAGAACUGAUCGAACUGCAAAAUAGCGUCGCCGAGCUACAGGCUAUGACCACGCAGAAGUUGGCCCACGACCCUACUGCUGGUCUUCGAGAAUUGAUCCAGGAGGCGGUCGCCAAUCAAUUCAGCAUCCAGAACGCUCGUCCCUCUGACGCCGAUGAAAUUGGUGCCGAUAGUCUUCUGCUCCAAAUUGAUGGCCUGAAGAAGAUGCUUCGGCUGACCGACGAGCGCGCAGAGCAAGAGUAUAAGCUGCGCAGGGAGGCCCAGGAUUCCAUUGCAGAACUCCAACGAUUGUUGAAGGUCGUUGAGGAUGAUGCCACUCGCCACAGCGUAGCUGCGGAGUCUGCCGAAGCACGCUUCCUCCAGUUUAAGGAAGAGAAGAUCCCUUACUUUGAACAGGUUCAGUUUAGGGCCGAUGCGCUCGAGCAAGAGCACGCCAAGCUCAAGCUGACUCUGGCUGAAAUUUCUUCAAAGAACAUUGAACUCGAGGGCACAUUAGACGAGUACCGCGUUUCUAGUGACAACUUGAAGCGGGACAGCGAGGGGACGAAGAGCGAACUUGAGGAAGUCAAGUUAGAAAAUAAGAACCUCCGUGGCUCCAUCGAUCACUUGAAGACACGCAUUGAGGAUGGUAUGAGUAUACGGCACAAUCUUAGCGAGAAACUCGAUAAGCUUCAAGAUGAGAUGACCACCGUGACACAUGACAUAACUCGCGACCAGGCCUCCUGGCGUAGACGGGAGGAGGAACACAUUUUCAAGUAUAACGAACUCCAAGCAGCUUACAACCGGGAAAUGAAACUUCGUGAGAAGCUUGAGGUCGAUAUCGGUGAGCUCGAGCAGCAGGAACGAGAAGCGGCAAAAUUGAAGUUCAUUUUUGGGCAGUCACAGCAAGAAAACGCUCGGUUGGAAGAGCUGGUGGCGAACCUGAGGGUCGAGAAUCACGAUCUAGAGAUCAAGGCAGCUCGUUUCGAACGUGAAUUCAACGAAGCCCGUGAGAGUAGUCGGGUGGAGAUCCAGCGCACCCGGACUUCAAUGGAGGCAGAUGUCGAGGCCGCGAAUAGCCAGGUUAACAUUGUCCGCGCUGAGCUGGAAGCACAGAUCCUUCGCCUCCAGAGCCAAAUGGACAAUGUUAGACUUGACAAUGACACCGGGCGCGAACGCUACGAGAUGUUGCUGGAAGAGGCCAAUGAAAACAAAGCCAAUGCCUUGGCUGCUGUAACUGAGACGAAGGACGCUGCUCUGGAAGAUCAGCGUAAGUUACAUGAACGAGUCCUUAACGACCUUCGCGAGCGGCACGCUCGUGCCCUGCACAACUCUUCCGAGGACCGACAGCGUGCCGAGUCCCAUCUAAUGGACAGGUUAGCCUUGUCGGAUGAAAAGGCUCACCACCUCGAAGAUCGCGUCCGGCAUCUUGAAGAGAAACUGGAAAUCGCCCAGUCCGCUGCUCGUGCCGCUGCCGAAGCCGCUCAGAUAGCCAAAGCAGGACCAGCUACGUCCGCUCCAGUGCCUUCCAAUACCCCAUCAAUGUCAUUCAACGGAUUCAUGGUUCCUGAAAAGAUCUCCCCACAAGCACUGCGCGAAUCCAUUCUUGUUCUGCAGGACCAACUACAACAGCGUGAGGCACGCAUUGAAGAGCUCGAACAAGAGGCUGCAGCUGUCGACACGGAUGCCCCCAACAAGCUCAAAGAAAAGGACACUGAAAUAAAUUGGCUUCGCGAACUCCUUGGGGUCCGGAUCGAUGAUCUUCAGGAUAUCGUCAACACUGUGUCACAGCCAUCUUUUGACCACAACGCUGUUCGCGAUGCGGCUAUCCGUCUGAAGGCCAAUCUGCAGAUGCAGCAACAGGAAAAGGAAAGGGCAAGUUCCGGGCAAGGUCUCUCAAGCCUUCCUUCACUCUCCGAGCUUACAGCAUCGCCACGAUCUCUUCCUCUAGCUGCGGCUGCAGCAUGGGGAAACUGGCGCAAGGCGAGAGAAAGUCUAACUGCCAACAACACCCCAUCUAAACCAAGUACUGCAUCUGCCUUCUUAUCCGGACUUUUGACGCCGCCGAGCUCCAAUACACGACAAGCGGCUCAGACUGGUAGUGCGCCCGCUACAGGCGCGAGGCGGUCAUCCGAAAGUCGCCCUCUACAGAGCUACAAUACCACGCCUAUGCCGCUGUCCACGCGCGCUGCCAGAAUGCGUGAGCCCCCCACCACUCCUCCUCUCCUCCGAAGGUCAAGCUAUGAUCAUGAUGCGGAGCCCACCGACUACGGAGAGAGCUCUCUAAGAGAGGAAAAUGAAAGCACGGCGGAUGGCCUGGUCUCGGCGUCUCCAAAAGACACGAGUGACGGACCGUUCGGACCACAAAUAACAUCUUCAUAA